Messenger RNA from Australozyma saopauloensis, 2187 nucleotides. It is a transcript of the gene MNN4, whose product is annotated as Mnn4p. Lineage: Eukaryota; Fungi; Ascomycota; Pichiomycetes; Serinales; Metschnikowiaceae. The record is from RefSeq and is a predicted model, not a curated record. The transcript has a single exon. Bases 1 to 2187 code for a protein of 728 amino acids.
AUGUUUCUCAAAACGUAUGGAGUCAAGCAAUUGAAAACCCAUCGUAGGUGGCGAAACGGUUUCCUCCAAGCAAUCCUUCUAGUGUCGUUGACAUGCGUGUUUGCAACUUAUUCUUGCUCAUAUCUACGAAUUCCAUUGGAAGACGAAGAUAUUUAUGAUCGUCUUCCGGACUGGGCAUUCAAUGUACUCAAAGACAAAAUUUGGAUUUUGAAGACUGAGCUAGAAGAGCUGGAUACUCAGAUGAAAAUCCCAUUCUACUUGCGGGAUCAAAAGCUGCCCAAGCCUCCUAAAGCGCCCUUCGACCCGCGCUUGACUUUGGCAUUCUACUACGAUUACAUCUCCAAUAAUGCCGAUUCCAUCCAUUCAAUAGGCCUACCGUUUCAUUGGGCAGAUUGGGUAGAUAUGCCAGUAAUUGACGAUUACAUUCUCGACGAUGAGCUCAGCAAAACCACAUGUGAGAUGUUAGAUCAACGCCGGCUCGUACGUCAGCUGUGCAUCAAUCCUUUCAAGCCCGAAUGCUACGGCGCAAAAGAUCCCAAUGAAUUCUGUCGAGAUGUCUCCUCUAAUGUUACUGGUUUGGGCUUUGAAAUUAAUGCCUUUCCAGGUAGACUGACUCUCGAAUCAGCUGUUCUAUUCGGCAGAAAUUAUUUAUACACUCUGGCACCAAACCCUACGUCAAUUGUCUUCUUAACAUCAGAUGGUUCCUACCAUUACCCGGUGGAGACACAAAAAGAAAGUCUUCUUACGGGCAAAAUAGUUCCACAAUUUUUCGAACGCAACCCUGGAGCAAGAUACAUCAAUACGUUGGAGACUUUCAACGAAUUGCAGGAGACUGUCAGUCAAUCUACUGUCACUCCGUUCGCUCCCUAUCAGAAAACCUUAGAACAUAGUGACUUCACAAUUACUGCUUCUGAAGAACUUAGUCGUUUGGAAUUGAAACGUCAAGAAGUCCCAUUGAAUCGCCACGAAGAAAUGUUCUUGGAUGGCCUCAAAAUCUCUAUCAGUACGGAGCUGGCUCCAGAUAAAUACUUUUAUGAGGCUCAAGUCUUUGAUACCAACGAAUGUGCGCAUUAUGACUGGCGAUUCUUUUCUGGAUUCAAAAGCGCCAACAAAUCCUCGGCAAACUCCUUUAGUAGGUUGUUGCGCACUUGGUUAUCUUUUACCCGGAAGCACGGCCUUAAUACCUGGCUAGCUCAUGGAACCCUCUUGGCUUGGCAUUUUAAUGGAAUGGUGUUUCCUUGGGAUGAUGACGCCGAUGUGCAAAUGCCUAUCAAAGAUCUUCAAGAGCUAGCACUCCGUUUCAAUCAAUCUCUCAUCGUCGAAAACGGCGAAGAAGGUUUCGGUCGCUACUUCCUUGACUGUGGUACAUUCAUUACAUCCAGAGAGAGUACCAAUGGUAACAAUAACAUUGACGCUCGCUUCAUUGAUGUCGACACUGGUCUGUACAUUGAUAUUACUGGGUUGGCAGUCAGUCAUGAAAAGGCACAAGAUCGAUUCCAAAAAGAUGUUGCAAGUGUAUGGUUUGAAGAUACUAUGAAAGAUGCUAACACCGCUUUACAACUCUACAAUUGUCGAAACAGGCAUUUCGCGCGCCUAUCAGAGCUUUCACCAUUGAGAAAGACCUACUUCGAGGGAGAAGUCGCAUACAUCCCAAGCCAAUAUCAAACUCUUCUUACCAAUGAGUACAAUGAGAAGGCACUAACAGACUAUCACUAUGGUGGUGUUGUUUUUGUUGAGCAGUUGCGCUCAUGGACAUCAGAGGAUCACCUUCGCUUUUUUUUGCGCUUUCCAAAGGAGUGGGAUAUGUAUUAUGGGCCAGAUAGAGAACAUACAAGGAAGCUAAUGCCUCCAGUAGUUUUCCAGGCAGGUCUCACAGACCAAGAAGUUGAAACAAUUCUUAACUUCAAUGAGACAAACAUCACUGAAUUGUUGCAUCAGGAUGAGUUACUUCUCGAAUAUGCACUGACGAAAGAGUUAACCGGGUUACAUGCAGAAGAAAUAGAAGCAUAUGCUUGCCAAAAAUCAACUGAAGCAUUUUUACGGCAGUACCGAGAUUUCCCGCCUCAUCGUGUUGAGCCUUUCCUUAAUCGCAUGCGUCUCUCGAAAGAGACCUUCAAAACAAGAGUACAGAAGUUCCAGAAGAAAUUCCUGAGCUCCUCGUACUUUUCCUUCCCAUUUACCCUGUAA